GUGCGGCCAGCCACGGCCGCUCAACACUCCUGAUCCAGUACCCUGUGCCUGAUCCAGUCCAAGUUUUCCCGCCGCCUUUUUUUAAAAACCACCUCUACUUUGGAGCAGUGAAAAACACAGCAGCGUCUCGGGCAGCAGAUGACCCGGCGCAGCAGCCAGGAGCACAGCAGUCUCUAACAAAUGAAAGGAUGGGGGGCAUCAGCAGCAGCAGCAGCUGAAUUCAGAAAAACUGGAUCAGGGGCCGAGGGAGGAGAACCGCUUUCUGCUCACUCUUGGGUCACUUUUAUUGGAUUUAUUCCCCGGUCCACACCAACAUGCCAUUUGCCAAACGGACCGUGGAACCUCAGUUACUGUGCAGGUAUCAAAUCCCAAACGAGGACGGUCUGCUUUUCGAGGAUCUGGUCUCCAUCAGUAAUGUGGCUCUAUCUCGGACCUUACGGCAGCUGUCGGACCUUGCCAGACAUGCCUGCUCCAUAUUCCAGGAGCUGGAAAACGACCUUACAUCCACCAACCGGCGGGUCAGCGGGCUCCAGAGUAAGAUUAACCAACUUCAGGAGACGUGCUCCGAGCUGGACCCCAAGCAGGAGGCAGUGCCGGUGUCUAACCUGGAUGUGGAGAGUAAGCUGACAGCACAUUAUCAAGCUCCCUGGCACCAGCAGAGGAACAUCUUCCACCCCUCCACACGGCCAGCAUGUGUAGAAGAGCUCCACAGGCAAGCCAGCAUCAGCCUGUGGGCCGUGCACCGAGAUGCCCAGAGGAGACGAUCGGGCAGCAGGGAGCGGAGAGUAACCAUCUCGAUCUCGGCGUUGCCCCCGAUGCCCUUGUACCCCUCCCCACACAUCAACCAGAGGCAAGACAAGAAGGGCAUCAAUCUGACAACGUUCGAAUCCACCCGCUCGUCCUCCCCCACCGAAUGUUGCCGCUUCUCCCCCUGGAGCAGAAAGGCUGCGCCCUUUGACCCCGACACUGACGGGGUGGCUCUAGGUCACCGGUCUAAGUUUCCCAUCCCUAACACCCCCUCCACCCUGGACAAGCAGACUAACUGGUCUAAAGCUCUGCCGCUGCCCACCCCAGAGGAAAGAAUGAAAAGCAGUUCCCAAGUCAUCAACUCAUGUGUCAUUCCCAUUAAUGUGACUGGGGUUGGCUUUGACAGAGAUGCUAGUGUGCGCUGCUCGCUCGUCCACUCGCAGUCUGUGCUUCAGAGGAGGAGGAAGCUGAGGAGACGCAGGACUGUCGCCGGCGUUCCCAGACAGGUGCAGCAGGAUUUAGACUCUGAUGACUCUCCCGGCUCCAGAGAGCGCACGGUGAUCGUACAUGCCGGUCCUGACAUCACUCCCUCCAGUGACGAUCUGAACAGUCAUCUCAGCACCAGAGACUCAGGUUGUCAGACGGAAGACUUUUUGAUCUCAGGAGCGCCGUCUCGGAGGAGGAUCAGAGCCCAGAGAGGUCAGGGAGUCUCCCUCUCCCUCUCUCACUCUGCAGGCAACAUCUCGUGCCUGCCGGACAGCUCCGACGCCAUGUUCAACACCUCUGUGGGCGCACGGUUUCGCUCUCGGAGUCUUCCCCGAGACGGGAACAGGAUGUUAGACAACGGGCACAACGACAGCGACGACGACGAGGUGGAGCUUUCUCCCUUCGACGCUGAGGACUUCCUGCCUGGACCUGGGGAGUUGAUGCUGAAGGAUGAGGAGAGCACGGACGACCAGGCCAUGUCCGAACACCAGCUGGGCCUGAAGUACAAGCAGCUCUCGGAGAGUCCGGAGCGUAGCUGGAUGGAGAGGACCAGAUCUCAGCUGCCGAGGAAGGCCGACAUGGGCAGCUGUGAGAUCUCGUCCAGUUCGGACACCUUCAGUAGCCCCGUCCAUUCUGUCUCAGUCGCCGGGGUGCUCGGAGGCCAGAUGGACCACAAGGACGACCACCAGUCCUCGAGUGGGAACUGGAGCGGCAGCAGCUCCACCUGCCCCUCGCAGACCUCAGAAACAAUCCCCCCAGCGGCCUCUCCGCCGCUGACGGGCUCCUCGCACUGUGACUCCGAGCUCUCUCUGAACACUGCCACUCACGCCAACGAUGACCAGACGGGCUUCAUGCUGGACCACUACCAGGGCCUCAGGACCCAGCGGGCGGGCUCCUUCUCCUCCACAGCUAUGGACAUAUUAGAGGAAGCAGGGGUCAGCACUCCCAUCGAGGGGGAGUGGAGUUACCCCCAUCCGGACCCUCCGCGCCCGCAGGACUUCAGCCCUGAGCCGAGCAGGGAGGCUGAGAGCAGCCUGGGCUGCCCCAGCUUCACCAGCAUGGCGACCUGCGAGAGCAGCUUCUCCGACAAACCUCCGUCGGAGAAAGCCGACACCGUCUCGCACUACUCCGUAGACACUGAAGGCUACUACACCUCCAUGCACUUUGACUGCGGUCUGAAAGGCAGCAAAAGCUUCACUUAUAACUAUGCAGCACCGGGCUCCGACUGCGGCCUCUCUGACUUGAGUGGUCACAUGACUCUGGGGAGACGCUGCCUCUCUUUAAGGAAGCCAAAGGCGAAGCCGUCUCCGCCUCAGAGGAGUUCAUCCUUAAGAAAAAUAUGCAGCGAUGGAAACAAGAAAGAACCAAAGAUUUCCUGCGGGCAGCAGCUUCCAGCAUCGUCCAAGGAGAGGAAGCUGCAGCUGGCUUUGUCGGGCUCUAACUCGUCACUGGUCAAAGAGCUUCAUGCGGUCUGGGGGGUUGAGGACUCAGCCGAUCUACCUGAUUUAGGCGUGUUUAGCUCCACGGAUGCACAUUCGUUCAAAGACGAGGGGGUUGUUCAGUCGGACUACGCAGAUCUGUGGCUCCUGAAUGAUUUAAAAUCCAGCGAUCCUUACAGAUCUUUGUCGAACUCCAGCACGGCGACGGGCACGACUGUCAUCGAGUGCAUCAAGUCGCAGGAAAGCUCCGAGUCUCAGACGUCGGGCUCCAGAGCCACCACCCCCUCGCUUCCAUCAGUGGACGGAGACUUCAAGCUGACAUCUCCAGAGAAGCUGGCGGGCCUCGCCAGCCCAUCCAGCGGCUACUCCAGCCAGUCGGAAACUCCCACCUCCACGUUCCCCUCCGCCUUCUUCCCUGGACCCCUGUCGCCAUCCAGCGGCAAGAGGAAGCCCAAAGUCCCGGAGAGGAAGUCGUCUCUUUCGUCGCUGUCGCUGCAGUCGCUCUCCUGCAGGGAUGGAGCCGCCUCCAAGAGAGACCUGGAGCUGCCAAUCAUCCCUCCAUCACACCUCGACUUAAGUGCCCUUCAUAGCGGUAACAAGGCUUCAGCCUACAGGACGCAGAUUCAGAUCCUCCACCAAAACAAACAGAGAGCAGCCAAACCUGCAGCGCCACCGAACUCGGAGGUGUUCAACGCCCGCCCUUUGGCCAUCACGCCCACAGUGCUGCACUCAGUUCAGCUCCGAUCCUUCAGCAAGGAUCUCCAGGGAUGCCGUGAGGACAAGACAACUUCCAGACACAAAUGUCCCACUGUGAACUUAACCAGCACGCUCUCCACUAGUAAAUCCUUGGAGCUCAAGAGUCCCCCGUUAUACAACUCACAUCACACAUCCUCGAAGGGGUCGUGUGAGUCGAUGUUUACCUCAAACGAAGAGCUCGCGGACGGAGAAGCAGCAUGUCAGGCCGAGACGAGGAGCAACGAGGACAGAGAGGCUCCUUUAGAGAGCGCGACGGCAUUCAAGCUGCAGGCAGAGUCGGACGUCACCGAGACGACCACGAGUCACGAAGGAGAGUCGGUAGAAACACUCGUCUGCUCCGGAGACGGCAGCUCGCAGUCUGAGCCUUUACAAGAGCGACAAACUGAGCCGGUGGAAGCAGAAGAAGAAGAAGAAGAAGACAAAGAAGAAGAAGAAGCAGGUCCUCCUCACAGCUCACCCAAAAGAUCCAACAGUCUCGAUGAAGUGUCUGCCACUGACGGCCAAUCGGUGACGCUGCAGGAGAGUUCAGUCAUCACAGAUGUGGAGGACGAGACAUCAGGUGUCUCUCAGGACGGCAAAGAGGAGCCAACGACAGAGGCCGAGGAUUACUUCAGUAAAGACUCUCCACCCGGCGAUAAUGCAUCGUCCGCCGGGAGCGAUGAGUCCAGGCCGGAGGACGACGCUGUGUUUCUGUCUCCCACCAAAACUCGGACCACCGAGGAUCUGUUCGCGAUGAUUCACAGGUCCAAAAGGAAAGUGUUGGGCAGGAAGGACUCGACCGAGCUGGGUGUGAGGAACCGCCUCAGUGCUGCUUCAGGAAACACACCGCCCAGCAGCGCCGUGAGCUCACCGGUCCCACUGAUGUCACCAUCAUCAUCCUCCUCCUCCUCCUCCCCCUCCUCUCCAGCUGUGACCCCACCAGGACUGCAGAGGGUCACCGGGUCCAUCUACAGGAACGCUAAGAAGUCCAGCACCUCCAACGAGGAGUUCAAACUGCUGCUGCUUAAAAAGGGCAGCCGCUCUGACUCAAGUUACCGCAUGUCAGCUACGGAGAUCCUCAAGAGCCCCGUCGCUCCUAAAUCACCCGGAGACUCCCUGAUGGAGUCACCCAGACAACCUGAAGAGCCCGCCUUCCCUCUGCAACAGCAGCAGCAGCAUCCAUCAGGACCAGAUCAGCCCUCCAGCCCUUACCCCAAAGCAAACUCUGAGGGCUUCUCCCCGAAAUCCUUCCCCACGUCGGCCUCUUCCAGGCAGGGCCGCUCCAGAAUCCCCCCGCCCGCCAACAGCAGCCGCUACGGCAUGCGCAGCAGGCUGUACUCUGCGCCCAUGCAGGCGAUCUCCGAGGGCGAGACGGAGAACUCAGACGGGAGUCCUCAUGACGACCGCUCACAGGACUCCACGUAAAAAAACAAAAACAAAAAAAAAACACAAGAUGUAUCGAAAGGUAUGAAAUUAUUUUGUUAGUUUACAGUCAAACGGACCAGAAUGAGUUAUAAUAUAUACGAGAUGAGGCGAGCGGAGGAGCAUUGAUGAGGAUAAUGUAGUUUAUGUAGAACAUUAGAGAUAAAACAUGUUGUUAAUCAUGAAUUUUACUAAUUUCAGAGCUAUUUCCUUCUGGAUUAUUCUGGAUUACAUGAACAUUUUUACCAGAUUAAAUGAGAAAAACAUGAUUCCAGUUCAGUUUUACAGAUAAAAAACUGUUCUGCUGUCAGAUUCAUCUUCAGAAUUAAGAAACAAAGCUCAAAGUUUGACAGUUUUAUCAGUAUCUUGUAAAAAUAGAGAAAUAUAUUGGAUUAACUUUAUGUAUUCUGUGAAUACCUAUGCAAUUUUUUACAUUUCUUCAAAACAGAUUAUUUUGAAAUCCCCUCGACUGAACAUCAAAACAAAACACUGUGAGAAACAGCAGUGAGUGAAGCCUCAAAUUGAAUAAAUCACAUUGAUGAUUUUUUUGUAUUUUACAAUAAAUUCAAAUUCUCACGCAAUAAGAAGAAAGCCGAGCGCUGACUUGACAAUCUUGAGGACGGAGGAGGAGGAGGAGGUGUUAACGGGGGGAGAUGAAAAGUGAUCAAAAAAGUUGGAGGUUGUGAAACAGGAGCGGCGUUAAAGAAUAAAGGAGGUCAUGUGGGGUGUUUUUUUUUUAUAAUGGUCUUUUCUGGUUUGCUGACUUGGUGUGUUUUAUGAAUUGUUGAAAGAGGCGAGUGGAAAGUGUUUAAGGAGGAUCUAAAAUGCCUUAUUUUUACUCUGAAGACGGGAAGUGACGGAGCAGCUCGGGUCUUGAUGGAGGAUGUCGGGUUUAAAAUUUGGAGCGAUCUUCUUAAAGAACAAGUUCUGGAUUUACUAUUUUGUAACCAAACGCUUGUCUAUUUUAUCUCCCCCAUCAAAAUCGAAUUCAUAUUUUCUGUGUCGCAAACAAUCGAAAAUAUAUUUAUUUUUAUAGCGGACGCAGGAAAAAAAAAAAAAACUCCAAAACUUCAACAAAACAAAAAACUGAAAUAUUUGGAUGGAAGUUAUGCAAUGAAUGAAUUUCUGGUUUUAUUAAUAACAUAUUUUAUUCAGAUACUUAUUUUUGUUUAUAAGAGACACAUUUAAAAAAAAUCUUCAGACACUGGUUGCAGAGACAAACUGUCAUUAAACGAUACAGUCAUAAGCUACGCGUGAGGUUUCAGCUGUCCCACAUAUUCAGUAAUUAUGUAUCGCAGCGAUGGUACUCGACCAUUAUGCAAAGAUGACUCUAUGUAGCCAUAUAACCCUAUGGAAGACUGUAGGUACACUGUAAAUAUCGACUUAUUUUGGCCUUAAUGAUACUCCGUACUAAUGCAACGUCAUAUAACAGGGUACACGGUGGGUUUUGUCUGUGAGCCUUCAUUCCAACCUUUUUAUUUUUUUUGUUUUUUGCACUGAUAAAGUGACGUUUGUGAAGUUUCAUGUGUCUCUUGCUGUACCCGGAGAUAUUUAUAGACUUUUACACGGAGUUGUUUGACGUUUCCUUGAAUCAUAUCCACACUCUGAGUACUCUUUAGGAGUGGAGUAGAUGCUUCUGCCAAAGGCUAGAACAUGCACAUGUUAUAGCGACUGUGUUUUUAUUCUCUCUUCUCGUUUACUUGACUGAAACGACCUUGAAAACAUAAAAAAAAAAAGCCAACUAAAUAAAGAAGAACUUGUGGUACUCGAUGCAUUUCACGUCACUUCACAUCAACCUCUGCAUACUGUAGGUAUCAGCUUUGUAUUUUUUUGUACAAACUUGUAAAUACGAUAACUUUUGGAGUCGUCGUGAGUUGUUUCUUAUGUAAAAAAAAAACAAACAAACAAAAAGUUUACAUUAAUUUCAAACCUUUGUAUAUUUUUGAGCUGUGGAACACUUUGUCUUGUAUUUAUUUUUUAGUAAGCAUUGUGGAAAUCCCCAUAGUAAAAUCCUAUCAAAGCCAAGUGCUAGCACCACAGGCUGCUUAGCAAAUGUGUAUAAAAAGACAAAUAAAUGUGACUGCUUUGAAAAAAA
This is a messenger RNA of Larimichthys crocea (large yellow croaker), 6924 nucleotides long. It is a transcript of the gene nhsa, whose product is annotated as Nance-Horan syndrome a (congenital cataracts and dental anomalies). The coding region runs from base 315 to 4832 and encodes 1505 amino acids. Gene Ontology annotation, biological process: lens development in camera-type eye; cell differentiation. The transcript has 9 exons. The record is from RefSeq and is a predicted model, not a curated record. NCBI's taxonomy places the organism in Eukaryota, Metazoa, Chordata, Actinopteri, Sciaenidae.